AUGCCCGCGGUGCCCGUGACGGUGCACACCCGCGGGCUCCAUCCGUUGCAGGCAGCGAUGGCGUUGCACUUGCAGAAGGAUCCCGCGUGCCGCGCCGCCGCCUCCCUGCCCUUGGUCUUCAACAUGGCAGGCCCCCGUCCAUCUGUGAAGGCCGUCUGGAAUGCUAUCAAGAUGGUGGGCCGCACCAGGGAGACCGGCGGCCCGCCGCAGACCAAGUGCGCGAAUUGUGGUCGGGGGUCCGCGCUGUCCCCAGAGCAAGAAAACGCCGCGGUGGCCUUCGUGCAACAGAAUCGCAACAAGCGGUUCUGCUGCUGCAGGUACAUCCGCACCGUGUUGGAGUUGAAGUGCACGAAGAGAACGGUCGUCAACGUUCUCAAACGCCACGGUUGCCGUUGGCGCGCCGUGCCAAAGGUUCGCGGCUUCGACGACGCCGAGCUACAGAAGCGGAGGGAUUGGGUCAACAAGUGCGUGGACAUGACGCCCGAGCGGUGGCUGGCCAAGAUGAACCUAGUCCUGGACGGCGCAAUCCCGGCAAUGGCCCCCAAGCCGUUAGACAAGCGGCAGCGCCACUUGGCGCAGACGAUCCGCCAUGCGUGGAUGCGGAAGGGCGAGGACUCCGACCCCGACUGCCACUUGUACAACGGGCGCGGUAUCCGGCUUGGGACGGCGGUCCCGCUGCGCG
Messenger RNA from Prorocentrum cordatum, 682 nucleotides. The record is from the annotation of a GenBank genome assembly. NCBI's taxonomy places the organism in Eukaryota, Dinophyceae, Prorocentrales, Prorocentraceae.